UACAUAUAGAUGUUGUAAUCUAUAGAUAUAAAGAUUGUUGUAAUAUCAUUUUUGUUGUUGUGGAGAGUAUUUUGGAUGCAUGAGAGAGGAAGAAGAGGGUGUUGAGAUAGAGAAAAUAAUAGGAAGAAGAAGAAGAAGAACAAUGGGUAGAGGAAAGAUUGAGAUCAAGAAGAUUGAGAAUGUCAAUAGCCGGCAAGUCACCUUCUCCAAACGCCGUGCCGGAUUGCUCAAGAAGGCCAAGGAGUUGUCCAUUUUAUGCGACGCUGAGGUCGGAGUUGUUAUCUUCUCCAGCACCGGCAAGCUCUAUGAAUUCGCCAGUUCCCGGUACAUCUACAUGUUCUUGAUUUUGGAUUGUUUGUUGAUUAAGUUUUUUAUUCAAUCAUUUUUAUUUUAUUUUAUUUUUUUUGGUUCAAUCUUGAGAAGUCAUUUUUGGUUGGAUAUUGAGCAUCAUUGCUCAAUUUUCAUGGUUUCUGAAACAAUGAGCAGCAUCAUUUGCAUGGACCAAAUUCUUGGGAGAUACAAUAAGGGCCCCGAGCCUUUAGAGCUUCCUUCAGUUGAGCAUGUGGCAGAGCAUGAAUCCCAGCCUGAGGUUGAUGCUUUAAAAGCUGAGGUUGCAAGGUUGCAAAGGGUGCACCGGCGGAUGAUGGGUAAGGAACUGGAGGGAUUGAGCUUGAAGGAGUUGCAGCACUUGGAGAAUGAACUGAAUGAAGGGAUGUUAUCUGUUAAAGAUAAGAAGGAGCAAGUACUGUUGGAACAGCUUGAAAAAUCAAGAUUGCAGGAACAAAAGGUUGUGUUGGAAAAUGAAGCAUUGCGUGAACAGAUUGAGGAGCUUCAACGAAGCUCAGUUGCACAUCAAGAACACCGAUCUAUUGGAAGGAAGCAUUCACUGACGAGUUCAAACACAGUUUGUAACUGCACUUCAGAAAGACAAGAAAAAGAUGGAGAUUCAGACAUUUCAUUGCGCUUGGGGUUGUGCAGUGACGUUUAUCACAAGAGGAAAGUACCAAAGAUCGAAUCUGUUUCCAACGAUUCUGGGAGUCAACUGGUGUCACAAUAAAUUUUUCUUGGAGAAAUAUGGCUGCUGGAACAACAUUUGAUCUCCAUAUUUGAAAUAC
Molecule: messenger RNA, 1115 nt
Organism: Cornus florida
Lineage: Eukaryota; Viridiplantae; Streptophyta; Magnoliopsida; Cornales; Cornaceae
Product: agamous-like MADS-box protein AGL18
Exons: 9
Coding region: 80-1057 (325 amino acids)
Biological process (GO): positive regulation of transcription by RNA polymerase II
Cellular component (GO): nucleus
Molecular function (GO): DNA-binding transcription factor activity, RNA polymerase II-specific; protein dimerization activity; RNA polymerase II cis-regulatory region sequence-specific DNA binding
Source: RefSeq, a predicted model, not a curated record